AUGAGAAAAGAUCACGAAAACACUCACACGGGGACUAAACCAUACAAAUGUCCUGACUGUAACAAAGGGUUCACUUACAGAACUGGUGUCGCAAAACACUUCCGCGCCCAUCACGAGCGCGUUCACACCGAGAAUAAACCUUACGAAUGUCCUCACUGUAACAAAGGUUUCACCCAGAAAAGCUCAAUGGUUAGACACUCCCGUAUCCACACGGGUGACGGUUCAUAUGCCUGCUCGUUCUGUGAUAAAAAGUUUGGUGAUGAUGGUAAUAAAGCACAACACGAGCGCAUUCACACGGGAGAGAAACCGUUCAAAUGUCAAUACUGUGACAAAGGUUUCGCUCAGAGGAGCAGUUUUGUUGUACACUCCCGGACCCAUACGGGUGAACGUCCUUUUAAGUGUUCACUCUGCGAUAAAGCCUUUAGUACAAGCAAUAUGAGAAAAGAUCACGAACACACUCACACGGGAACCAAACCGUACAAAUGUCCUGAGUGUAAUAAAGGGUUCACUUAUAGAACGGGUAUGGCUAGACAUUUCCGUGCCCAUCACAAGCGUACCCACAUUGUGGAUAAAUGA
Messenger RNA from Agrilus planipennis (emerald ash borer), 576 nucleotides. RefSeq names its product zinc finger protein 572-like. The record is from RefSeq and is a predicted model, not a curated record. Gene Ontology annotation, cellular component: nucleus. Gene Ontology annotation, molecular function: RNA polymerase II cis-regulatory region sequence-specific DNA binding; DNA-binding transcription activator activity, RNA polymerase II-specific. Bases 1 to 576 code for a protein of 191 amino acids. The transcript has a single exon. Lineage: Eukaryota; Metazoa; Arthropoda; Insecta; Coleoptera; Buprestidae. Gene Ontology annotation, biological process: regulation of transcription by RNA polymerase II.